CGAAGUUGUAUACCUAUGUGUUAUAGCACACCUGGAAGAGCUGGGCGGCUACAAGUGCAUCGACUGUUUGUGACACCUAUAUCUUCGGGUCAAGGGCGGCCAUUGGCUUGUUCUGGUUGUAAGUUCAACCAUGUCGAAAUUUCCUCUCCCGUUGACAGAUUUAGGACUCCAAAUAACCACUGCCACCUCUAUGAAUUUGUACUGGGAAGAUAUUUUGAAUCAAAACGUACGCUACCAGUAUUAAAGAUGGCUAAGAAGAAUAAGGGACUGUUUGGAUCAUUACUGGAUUCUGCGGACAGAACAGUGAAUGCCCUAACUAAGGAGGUGGACAGAGCUGUAGGGUAUCACACCGACACGACACUUCUGCAAUUAUUCCAGACCCAGAAUGUUGUUCAGCUUGUGUCCAGAUCAAACGGUCAAGCUCUUCAGAUUGUCAUGUCCCAAAGUGGUCAGCCGGUGGUGGAUGGGUUGGGUGCAAUUAAUCCCCACGGACACACUAUCCAAGAUCAGCCGUUCAACACACUGUGGACAGUGAUAAAUGAAGGCAAAAACCAAGUCCGGUUGCACAACAAUAACAACUAUCUGGCUAUUGUCAAUGGCAACACUAUAGUCAUGAACAUAGCUCCUGGAACACCCCAUGGCGUGGAAUCCAAGUUCCAGCUUUAUCAAGUAGCAAAUCAGUUUGUAACGUUAGAAUCCUGUAAGGAAUAUGGUCGUCAUGUUGGCAUCUUACCAAACGGCACAUUGAAGCCUGCCUUGGCGACAGGCAAAGAUUUGCAUGGACAGUUUGGAGUUCGGCUUGUGUUUUCUCCCUAUGGUUCCCAGCCCCCCAUCACUAAGCCCAAGUAGACAAGAGUUCUCAGUGGAGGUUUAACCAGAAAACUGCUGUUUUGCGUUAGCAGUGCAGGGGUUGCUGCGUACUGUAAAGUUCAGAUUUCUAAUUUCCACGUACAUUGUUAAGUUAACUAUCAAAUGUUAUAUUUGAUUAGAAUGAUUGUGCUAUUGUUAGGAUGUUGUUUCAUAUAUUUUACCUUUAUCCCAGCAGGAUGUACUUUUUACUGAACACAAUGUUAUCUGGUAACUUUACAGAUCUUGUUUUGUAUACUUUGUCUUUUAUAUCCACUCAUAUGUAUAUUUUUCUUAUGACACUUUGUUGUACCUUAUAUCUGUAGAAAACGGUAAAGUCAUAGAAAAAUUGUCCAGUCCCAUUUAUAUACUUGAGAAGGCAGUGACAUUUAUCAGUAUGUAAUGAAUCAGAAUUACCUCUCAACACAUCCUGAGACGUCCAUGAGUGGGGUGCCGGGCUUUUUUUUUUUUGUAAAUAAAUUUUCUGUUUUAUUAAAUCACUUCAUAAUUAACGAUGUGGAUAUUUUUAAAUUCUGGCUGUUCAGAUUUAUUAGACACUAAAGAAUUCUAUCAAACACCUCUCUCCACCCCCCACCCCCACCAAUCCUCCCAAAAAGAAAACAACAUAUUUUUAGCUUUGUGUUGUCGGAAGAUUACUAUAUGAUUUAUUGAAUCAAUAACAUGCAUGUAGAAUAACAAUGAGAAGUAGAUUUCUUUUAUGGCUUUAUUUUGUACUUUUAUUCAUGUCAUAAUCCCCAUUAACUGAAAUAUGAAGUUUUUGGCCUUUGGCUACAAUAAACUUUCUUAAUGUAAGAUUUA
Molecule: messenger RNA, 1665 nt
Organism: Liolophura sinensis
Lineage: Eukaryota; Metazoa; Mollusca; Polyplacophora; Chitonida; Chitonidae
Exons: 7
Coding region: 16-849 (277 amino acids)
Source: RefSeq, a predicted model, not a curated record